AUGGGACAAAACAUAUCUACAGCAGGGGCGCCAACUCAUGAAGUGGUUAUUCCGGGUCAGGGAAGGUUAAAGGGCUUCACACUCUCAUCUCCAAAAAGCGGAAAUCUUACAACUCAUCGCUUCUGUCGUGUUCCUUAUGCUCUUCCUUGUUUAGGUGACUAUCGCUUUAAAAAGCCGAGACCUAUCCCCGAAACUUACGAUUAUAGUGGAGAAUACAGAGAUUUUGGUUUGAAGUGCCCGCAGCCGGCAGUUGCUAACCCUACUUUUGGGUAUACCAAGUCUUUAAGUGAUGAAGAUAUAACCCAUUUGAACAUCUGGGUUCCCUCAUCUGAUGUACAUAAGCCAGUCGGAGGUUGGCCUGUGUUUAUUUAUAUUCACGGCGGUUGGUUACAAUAUGGAGAUCCAAACAACGCGUAUUUCAAUGCCGUUGAGCUUUUCGAUGACGAAGAGUUCUCUCAGAAAUUUAUCCUCGUGUGUCCAGGUUAUCGCCUCAACAUAUUUGGCUUUCUUUCAGCUAAGGAAUUGCUGGAGGAAGAUCCUGAAAGUUCAAAUUUUGGGUUUUGGGAUCAGAGGUUGGCGAUCGAAUGGACUUACAAGAACAUCGUUCACUUUGGUGGCAAUCCUGAAAAGAUAACCUUAGGUGGCCUGAGUGCUGGUGCGUAUUCAACCUUUUUCCAACUUGCUUACGAAGUUUAUCACCCAGCAGAAACGCAAAUCAUCAAGCAAAUUGUUUUAUUUUCUAACGGUGUGUAUGUGCAGCCAAAAACCGUGGAGGAAAGCCAGGAACAGUUCAACGAAAUAGUUGAGAAACUAGGGAUCGAUCCUUCGAUUUCCCCCGAGCAAAAAUUGACUCAGCUGCGAAAACUAGACGCUACAUUUAUUGAGGAUUUUAUUCCGACCUUAAAUUUUCAUACAUUUAGAGCGGUAACGGAUGACCACUUUGUGUCAUCUAGUCUCAUCAGUGACCUUGCAUCUGGUGUUUACGCGAAAAAACUAUCGGAAAAACAAGUUAGAAUUAUAUGUGGCGAUGUUGACAACGAGCCACUUAGAUAUUCUCUGCUAAAUACCCCUACGUCGGUGAGAGCGCUUGAAGUACAGGUGGAGAACUAUUAUCCGAAGAAAAUUGUUCCCACUUUAGAGAGGCUUUACGAUUAUGGUUCGCUAAAUCCCAAUGAGGAGGAUUUUUUGGAAAAACUAAGAAUUGUUUACGGGAACAUCAUUGGAGAUGGCCAAGUUUACUCUUCCGAGAGAGGAUUCAUUAACUCCUUGGUAGUUAAUGGAUUUCCUAAAGAAAAAAUAUUUCGAUAUCGCAUUUGUUUUAGAGCGAAUUUUCUCGAUAAAUUUAUGAAACCAUCGAUAAAUGUACCGCAUGCUGGAGAUUUUACAGUGUGGUUUUAUUCAUUACGAGAAGGUUUCACUGAAACUGAACGAAAUUACGUCAACCAAUGGCUGAAACCUUAUCUUGAGUUCCUUAACUUUCAAGAGAGAAUCACUGAUUGGAAUACCACUCAAAUCAAUCGAUUCAGACUUUUUCGUCGCGAUGGGACAAUUGAUUAUGUAACAGAUCCUGAUUGGGAGUGGGGUGUGAAAGUGGCAGAAGCAGUCUAUAAAUGCCAGACAUAA
Messenger RNA from Lachancea fermentati, 1623 nucleotides. The record is from the annotation of a GenBank genome assembly. Lineage: Eukaryota; Fungi; Ascomycota; Saccharomycetes; Saccharomycetales; Saccharomycetaceae.